Molecule: messenger RNA, 774 nt
Organism: Phytophthora sojae
Lineage: Eukaryota; Oomycota; Peronosporomycetes; Peronosporales; Peronosporaceae
Exons: 1
Coding region: 1-774 (257 amino acids)
Molecular function (GO): phosphatidylinositol binding
Source: RefSeq, a predicted model, not a curated record
AUGAUGAACUCGCAGAGCCACUCGAACAUGCACGUCGCGGCGCUGCAGCCGUCGCUGUCCCCGCAGUCCGUGACGCGCCGCGCCACCGUCGCCAACGACGGCGAGCUGUACCGCCACCGCGCGUCGGGCGCCACCAUCGAGCGCGCGCCCAGCGCCGGCAGCGGCAAGGUGGACGUGCAGAUCCUCAAGAAGCUCUCGGCCUCGGUCUCGCACUUCGAGGGCCCGCGCAAGAACCUGUCCUUCGUCGUGUCCGUGGAGACGCUGAUCCCGGGCCGCCGCGCCUUCUCGGACGAGCGCGAGUCGUGCCAGCUGGUAGCGCGCUCCUUCGACGACUUCCGCCGCUUCCGGCGCUCGCUGCUCGCGCGCGUGGGCAGCCUGCACGACCCGUCGCUGCUGCUCUCGGGCCGCAGCGGCAAGUGCCGGUGCGAGGGCGACAACGGCUGCCCCUUCGACGUCACGCGCAGCUUCCUGGAGCGGCUCAAGUUCACGCGCAUGCCGUUCCUGAGCCUCGGCGAGAGCGAGGCCGACCUGACCAAGCGCCAGCAGGAGAUGGACAACUUCCUCCACAUCAUCUUCGCCAUCCUGCACCGCAUGCAGCCCGGCUCGUGGCACCCGGAGUGCCGCUUCCUGCAGGACGUCAUGGCCUUCCUCGAGGUCGAGGAGUCCUUCUCGCAGCAGAUGGAGCUGCUGCUGCGCGCCAAGAACCGCCACAUGAACCUGGACGGCUGGAAGGCGCACACCCUGGAGACGUUUGGCUCGGGUAUCGGCGUCUAA